This is a messenger RNA of Xyrauchen texanus (razorback sucker), 3250 nucleotides long. RefSeq names its product cytokine receptor family member b1 (gene crfb1). Gene Ontology annotation, molecular function: protein binding. The transcript is spliced from 11 exons. Lineage: Eukaryota; Metazoa; Chordata; Actinopteri; Cypriniformes; Catostomidae. The record is from RefSeq and is a predicted model, not a curated record. Bases 674 to 2305 code for a protein of 543 amino acids.
UCAUUUGUUUUCAAUGAAAUUCAAGCGACGGGCUGCAGUCUGAGGAAACACUGAAGCACGUGAUUUUCUGUAAUGAGGUUGUAAAGUCGAGUUGGGAACUUCCAACAGCAGUUCAGCUUGAUGAACUCUAUACAUAAAUGUAGAGUUAAACUACUCACAAUGUGCUCUCUAUCACAGACGAACGGAUGAAGAACAUCACGGAUUUACAGAUCAUGUGAAACACCAGCUUUCAUCAGAAUCUCGGAUAAAAGGGCAAAACAUUCGACCAAUGGACACUCUUUUCAUAAAUCACCUCCCUCAUGUCCAGUCCAGCACAGGAGGAGGGAUGUGCCAUAUUAGAGUCCUCACAACUACCAUCCACCCCAACGGAGCAGUCGCGGCCAUCCGCCGGAGGAUGGAGUAGCCCGGCUGCCUGGAAGCGGAGGAACGGCUGCCGACCGCAAGGGGAGGAGGGGCUCCCAACCAACCGCCUGGAGCGGUUACCCCUGCCAGGGGCGGGGGGGAGACCCCUACCGUCCACCAAACACGCGGUGGGGGUGUUCCGUCCGCCAGGGGCCGGAGGUCUGCCUCCGAUCAGUCCGGGGAGGUGCGGCUGUCUUCCAUUAGAGGGUGGAGGAGUGGCCGAGGACAAAGCUAUGGCGUAUCGGAGAACCGUGUCAGGUUGUCAGUCAACAUGAGCGCAAUAUGUAUUGGGCUUCUAAUCCUCAUGCCUCUCUACUUUACAGUGCUCCACACAAUACCUGCUCCAGUUAACUUCAAAGUAUUGUCACACAACUUUAAUCACAUCUUACAAUGGAGCCCUGGCAGAAAUUCACCUCUGCAGACUGUUUUCAAUCUUAUAUCAAGCUGCGGUUAUGGAAAGCAAUCAGAGUGGCUGAACAUCAGAAAUACAACAGUAGAAAUGUCUGGAGUGUUAGAGGAUAUCUACACAUCCUGCACUUUUGUUCUCUGGGCAUCACUGGACAACAUGACAUCAUCCAGGGUUAACCUCAGUUUUACACCAUAUGAAGAAACCAUCAUCGGUCCACCCACAAUACAUCUGUCUGGCUGUGGGGACUGUCUGAAAAUCAAUAUCUCUCUACCUAAAGGAUCCAAGAAGAAGCAUCGGCUGCUUGAGUUUUAUAAUUCUGUGUCCUUCAAUUUAAGCUGGAAGAAAGCAGGAGAGCAGAUGUCCAACCAGAUCUUUCUAUUGAGUGGCGAGUAUGAACUGCAGAAUCUUCAGGCAGGUACUCAGUACUGCGUCAGCGUACUUCCACAGAUCAACGUCAAUCGUAACACACUACCUUCUGCCUGGCAGUGUGAAUACACUAGUAAAGAAGAGCCAAGAGGAGUGGUAUAUUUAGUGAGUUGGUCUUUGGGAGCAGCAGUAUCAGGUCUAUUUGUGCUGGUUCUGGCAGUUGGUCUGGUCUACACAGGGUCCGUAUGUAAGAUCAAGUCCCCUCUUCCUAAAGCACUGAUAAAUGUAGCAAAAGCACACUAUCUGCACCCUGAACAGACAUUAACUGAGUACGUGUCACUCCCUGAUGUUCAGCUGAUGAGCAAAUCUAAAAAUAAUCCCACCAAAAACAAUCAGGCACUGAAUGUUCAGCAAGAUUCACAAGAGGAAAAAAAUGCCCACAAGACGGACACAGACGAUGAGGAUGACUAUGAUGAUGAAAACGAGGAAGCCAGUUGCACUUACAUGGGUUGCGUACUUGAUCACAGUGGUUUGAAAAUUAAUAACAGUGAAGAGAACUCUCUUCAUGUCCGUUCUGGAGUGUGUCAUACUGAAGAUCAAGCAGACCUGGACGUUGGUGUAACCAACCCCUCCCAACAACAGUGUGAGGAGGAAGUGAUAUCAGAAGUGUCUGCAGAGAGAACCAGACCUCCUGAGGUAAAACUGUCUCGGCAACAGUCAGAGGAGAGUGCAGACGCAUCCGGUGAUAGUUCAGGAAAUGUCAACUUGUUCUCAGUCACUCUGAGUGCUCUGGUACCACAGGAAGAUGAGGGGGAGCUGUGUGAACCUCUCAUACCCAAACCUCUGGAAAGUGAAGUACAACAAGACAGAAUCCCUCUGUUGACGAUACGGAUGGCAAAGGAGCUUGAAGGAACAUCUGCGUCUGUGCAGUCAGAAGGAAAAAUAGAUGUUCUGAUGUCAAUUGGAAGCCAAGGACAUCUUUCAGUAUGUUCUCCUCUCCCGGACGUACAGAAUGAGCUUGACACAGGAUCAGGGUAUAUGGUGACGCACUCGGGACACAUGCACAAUCAAAAUACUGACUCUUCAGAGGAAAGUGAUUAUUGUGACAAAGACUAUAUAACAAGAUGAAGACAUACAAUAUUUAUUUAAAGACUUGAACAUGUGUUCAUAUUCAGAAUUUUAAGUGAAUGUGUCUGUGUGAACAAGGGCUAUGGAAGUUCUGAUCCAUUGUUAAAGGGAUUGAUCACUCUUAAAAUUACAAUUCUGCCAUCAUUUUCUCACCCUCAUGUUUUUUGAAACCUGUAUGACUUUGAUGGAACCCAAAAGGAAAUCAGUAAAUGUAUGCAGUGAGUGGCAGCCUCAGUCAGCACUUUCAUUCUAUGGAGGGGGAAAAAAGCAAUUAAAGUGAUUGUGAAUGGUGACUGAGUCUAACAUAAUUUGUGGUUUGUAAGAUGAGGGUGAGUAAAUGACAACACAAUUUUAUUUCCAAAUCAACUGUCCCUUUAAGCAUUUAUAUUGCUUAUACUUGGGAUAAGAUAUAUGAUCAAACACCUAACCCCAAGUAUUAAGCUUCAUCAUGUAACUCAUCUCACACUGUGUUAUGAGUAUGAAUGAUACCUUAAAUCAUGCAGUUAAGUAAGCAAACAUCCAGAACACCAGAACCACUCAGAAGUGUUGCACAGGAAGGGAACCACUAAUAAAAUCUUGUUGUUAUUACAGUGAGAAUGUGCCCCAUUAAAAUAAACUGAUUAAAAAAAAUAUAUUAUAUAAUUCUGAUUUUAUUUUUAUAAUAAUAGUAAUAAAUAACACUUCAAGCCAUGAAUGUGAAAUGUAUGGGUAUUGGGCUUCAUUUUGUAAAUAGAAACCGUGUUUAUAGAUCCUUGUGUACAAUGUGUAUUUUUAAAAGGUACAUACUGGAAGUAAAAACAUUUAAAAGAUAGAUUGAGAUAUUUUUGCAACUGUUGCCAUUUGUUUGUCCUCUUGGUUUAUAACCUCUGAAGAAAUUGUGUAAAUUUCUCUGACAGUUUGUGGAACUCUGUAUAGUGAAAAUGACAAUAAAUCACCUUUACUACA